This is a messenger RNA of Penicillium mononematosum, 2691 nucleotides long. RefSeq names its product RNA recognition motif domain-containing protein. Bases 1 to 2691 code for a protein of 896 amino acids. The record is from RefSeq and is a predicted model, not a curated record. NCBI's taxonomy places the organism in Eukaryota, Fungi, Ascomycota, Eurotiomycetes, Eurotiales, Aspergillaceae. The transcript has 3 exons. Gene Ontology annotation, molecular function: RNA binding.
AUGUUGAAGCCCUUCCAAAUCAGAAACCUUCGGGUAUCCACUCAGCACCAACCAGAGCAGCUUGCGGAUUCUCGUCCUUCUGCGGGAGUGGUCCAGAUCUCUGCUACAGAUUACGAUGAUUUAGCGUCGAACCAUCCCCGCGCAAGGUUGACUUAUAUGGAUGACGAUGAUGAUGACGAAACAAUCACCGUUGGAUCCGCUCUCGAGCUUUCUCAGCGCCUUGAGGAGCCCCUAGACAUUAAUACACAGCUUGAAUCCGUCGAGCUUUCUCCCGAUGGCAUCAGUCCGAUGCACAUAUUUGAUAUUCGUCGAUCAAACUCUGUGACCGAGUUGUGGAAACGGUUUGAGGACAACGUUCCAAAACAAGGCUCGGCCAGUGAGAAGAACGACACGCGAGCUCCUUCUAAGGCUACUGUCCUUGAAGAGCAACAUGGAGUCACUGUUCCUCGUAUUUCAACCCCGCCACUGAUAUCUGGGGACCAGCCUCGGCCUCUUAUGGAAGCAUUCGAGGCUGAGCUAGCAGAGAUGCUCAAUUCUUCUGAGUCCUCGGAGAGUAGAAUACCUCAGCCUAACUCAUCACCGACUAAUGAGCCAUCGGCCAACACAAACUCAGGGCGAUCCCCUCAUCCCGUUGAGAUUUUAGCGGCACAGGUUCUAGACCAGCUGAUCAACGGCGCUAGUAUGGUACAAUCUGAAUGGAGAAACAAAAUGCCUGAACUACAGCGGCAACUACAGAAUGCUCAGAGACAAUUUGAGGCUGCACAGAGAUCUCUGCCUGAGAACGUGGAGGCGUCAUUGCGGACACUACUCGCCACUGUUGAGGCUCACCUAAGAACCGCUUUUAAUAAUCUUCCAGAUGGCGGAAGGCAAAUGGCAGAAGAUGCCUUCCAAGCAGGAAGACCUGUCGCUGAAAAUGCCGCUGAUGGCUUUCGUAUGAUGGCCUCCGAACUUAACGAGGUCGGAAGGACACUAUUUGCCGCAUUUGAGAACGAGUUUGGUCGUGCUGGGUCAACAGCCCCUACAGCGACCUCAACUUCUGAGGCGCCAAACCCUAGAGCAUCCGAGCCGUUCUUCAACACUACUGCAAGAAAUGAAGCUGCGGCUCCGGCCACUCUGUAUCCCCAGAGCUCAGGCCCGACAGCCAGAAAUGAGAAAUCCACAGCAGACCCAGGCCAAUCGAACCCAUCUAAUGCUGCACAAGCAGGAGUGCCCCCCAUCCAAAGUCGUCCUGGUCAACCCACAUCUGCUCGCCCAAAUCAUUGGGCGCCUCCGACAUGGCCUGCUCCGUUUUGGAAUCCAUUCAACACUUAUAACGCACCCCCGCCUCCCUGUCCUCCUCCACCGUCGGCAUCGCUGCCGAAUUUCGCUUACUGGCCCCAAGGGCCACCUGCGCCUCCUCCUCCUCCUCCUCCUCCUCCUCCGCCUCCUCCUGCAUUCAAUCGCCCGUUGAAUGCUACACAAACAUCACAAGUCAAGCCUACAGAAUCGAAGAACAGUUCAGCAACUAAAUCUUUGUUCAUUGGCAAUGUUGGUUUCAAGGUUACCGACAAGAUGAUACAGGAUGUGUUUGCUGCCAAGGGAUUCCUUGUCAAGGUGGAUCUCCCACUAGAUACCGCAUCAGGAAGACAUGCAGGCUUUGGCUAUGUGAACUUCCCCUCGGAUUAUCCGGCUUUCGCUGCAAUGGAGGCAUUGCAAGGUGCUGUCAUUGACGGUCACUCGAUAAACCUUGAGCCUAUGUAUCAUCCCCCCAUCGAAAGUGUGCGUUCGGCACAGAUUUCACCCAAUGCCAGUACAACCACACGCAAUACUCAGACAGACCGCCCUCUGGCUGACACGAGCGGUGUAAACAAUGCUCCAUCUGAGCGAGAUCCAUCUGAACGAGACAGCACCAUAUCGACGCCGUUUGCGUCCCCGCUUGCUGUCAAGCUACAAAAGAGUCCAUCCAAGCCUGGCAGUACGGAUAAUCGGAGAAAGUCUGUCAGUUUUGUAGAUCUCACGCGAAAUGUUGAUCAUGAUCAACCUCAGACGGAAUUCUCCGCACUACUUGACUCUCCAAGCGACGACCCUGCAUUCAGCGCACGUUUUCCCUCGCUUUUACCCGAGACGAGCGCGCAGCAUAACGAUCUAUUGAGUGGACAAAGUGUUUCCUCGUAUUCGCAUACGGAGUCUCGUUUCCCACCUGUGUCUCAAUGGGAGGCCCAACUUCUUGCAAACCAGUCGCCGGUUGUUGAUGCCAGGCGACCUUCCGACCAUAGCAAAGCAGUGCGGGAUCAAAUCGGCCAUUCUUCCGGUGCCAAGGAGACUGCGCGCCCAGCGAUAGAUCUCAAUGACCAUAUGCGCAAUCUUGGUGAUAGAUCGCGUGGCCCUGCCGAAACAGACACGUGGGCUCGGCUGUCUAGACGAGAACGAAAUGCUGCAUCUUCUCGCGAGCAAAUCCCCGGAAGCUUCCCGGUGGAAGAUACGGUGACGGCCGAGCUCUCUCAUACUCUUGAUGACAAUGUUCCUGAGACUGAUGAUGCGGCGAUCGAACGAUGUGUCUCUGCUCUUGUCGAUAUGGGGUACGGGGCUGGACAAGAAGGUGGACGGUCAAGAAUGGCUGUAUAUGCAGCUAUGGCAAAUGGUGUCCUCAUGGAUGCGAUUGAUAUGAUUGAAGAGGAAAGAUUGAUCUAUGAACGACGGCCUUCGCAGUGA